AUGCAUUUCCAAUUGAGCUCCGUUCUUUCAAUUGCUUCCGCUGCAGCUGCAGUUGCAAGCCCAACAUGGCAAGACGCUUCAUGGGAUCAGGCGCUCGCUCGUAGAGGUCACCCAAAGCACACAUCAUCAAGGCCAAACGUGCAAUGCCACCCCAAGAGUCCACAUACACCUGCACCUUCUCCGCCAGCCAGAACUAAGACAUGCUAUGUCAAGAGUUCCGGCAAUGGAACAGAUGACUCUCCAGCCAUUCUGAGCGCACUUCACGAGUGUAACAACGGCGGUCAUGUAGUUUUCAGUGAAGGUGUGACAUACUUGAUCGGCACAGCAAUGGACUGGACUUUCCUUAAGCACAUUGAUCUCGACAUUCAGGGUGAAAUUCUCUUCUCAGACGAUACGGAUUAUUGGCAAGCCAAUGCCUUCCCAUUCGUCUUUCAAAAUGUCACCUCAUUCUUCAAGCUUGGAGGAGAGGACGUCUUCAUGUAUGGUGGUGGUACCCUCAAUGGAAAUGGCCAAGUCUGGUACGAUCUUUACGCCACAGACAUCUACACACUCAGACCAGUCCUUAUCGGAAUUGAUGGACUCAAGGACUCUAUCUUGAGCGAUUUGGUUCUACGUUAUUCACCAGAGUACUACAACUUCAUUGCAAAUUCAAGCAAUGUUGUAUACAACAAUAUCAACAUUGCCGGUGGAAGCACGAGCAAUAACCCUGCAAAGAACACUGAUGGAUGGGAUACAUACAGAAGUGAUAACAUUGUUAUCCAGAACUCUGUCAUCAACAAUGGAGAUGAUUGCGUUUCUUUCAAGCCCAACAGCACCAACAUCUUAGUUCAAAACCUUUUCUGCAAUGGUUCUCACGGAAUCUCCGUUGGAUCCCUCGGUCAAUAUCCUGGAGAAUUUGAUAUCGUCGAGAACGUAUACGUCUACAACACCUCAUUACACAAUGCCACCGACGGUGCACGUAUCAAGGUUUGGCCAAACACCGCAUCGGCUCUCAGUGGUGAUCUCCAAGGAGGCGGAGGAUCUGGCAGAGUAAACAACAUCACUUACGACACAAUGUACAUCGAUAACGUUGAUUAUGCCAUCGAGGUCGACCAAUGCUACGGUCAAAAGAACUUAACCCUCUGUCUCGAAUUCCCCUCUCCUCUCACCAUCACCGAUAUCAUUUUCAGAAACUUCACCGGCAAAACUAGCACUAAAUACCAACCACAGAUUGGUACAUUUGCUUGUUCGAGCGAUACAGUUUGUAACAAUAUUGUCGCGAGUGGCAUCGACGUCUUGAGUCCUACAGGUGUAGAUGAGGCUUAUUGUCUCAAUGUUAACGAGACCGCAUUGGAUGUUACUUGUACUACAGAUUUCUUGGGGUUUAAUUAG
Molecule: messenger RNA, 1371 nt
Organism: Botrytis fragariae
Lineage: Eukaryota; Fungi; Ascomycota; Leotiomycetes; Helotiales; Sclerotiniaceae
Product: putative extracellular exo-polygalacturonase protein
Exons: 4
Coding region: 1-1371 (456 amino acids)
Biological process (GO): carbohydrate metabolic process
Molecular function (GO): polygalacturonase activity
Source: RefSeq, a predicted model, not a curated record